Messenger RNA from Desarmillaria tabescens, 1066 nucleotides. RefSeq lists its product as uncharacterized. The record is from RefSeq and is a predicted model, not a curated record. The transcript is spliced from 6 exons. Lineage: Eukaryota; Fungi; Basidiomycota; Agaricomycetes; Agaricales; Physalacriaceae. Gene Ontology annotation, cellular component: cytosol; HAUS complex. Bases 196 to 780 code for a protein of 194 amino acids. Gene Ontology annotation, biological process: spindle assembly.
CGGUGUCCCAUUGCCAUUGAGCAACGGCGUGCCAGGAUUUGACCUUACGAGAUCCGAGUUUGUUUGUACUUGUGUACGUGUCGCGUUCUUGGUGAUUGUUACUCUUCGCGUUUGUCGAGUGACCUUGCCGUCGGCGUUUUUCGGUCUCUCGCUCUGUUUCUUCUCACAUCAGCGGAACAGAUCGUGUUCGCGGACAUGGAGGUCUUUCAGCGUCUACCGGAUGAACUUGAACAGAAACUCGAGGCACUAGUCUCGGUAGCAGAAAUUCUGGGCCUCGACGAUAUGUCUUUUGCAAACUAUUCGCGCGCCCUCGUCCAGCUUUCGGAGGAGCAGCUCUCCUUAAAGCAAACACUAAUUCGCUUGGCGUUUAUCGAGAGGCAGCUCACAGCUCAUCUCGCCACAGCCAAGCACGAGCAUCAUCAGAUACGAAAGUGGACGGAACAUUUUCAAUCGGACAUUCAGUCCGGCGAGUCAAUGGAAGAGACCACCCGCAGACGGGAUGCACUCCUACGUAAAGCAAAGGAAUAUCGCAAAGAACUUACCACGCUCCCGAUCUCAGAGCCCUCUGUCACAAUCUCUGACCUUGUAGCCCAAUCCGACCGUAUCAAGCAGCGCCAGGAGCAAAUUAAAGUGAAGCGGAACAAGACCAAGGCGUUCAAGGGCGUGUCGCCGAACCUGGACCUUGCUCGUACGCAACUCCGUGAGGCCCGUGCAGAGCAGAUGAAACUUUUUCAAUUGCGCGAGAGGCUCAUGGAAAAGAUGACAAGCACCGUUUCUUAACGAUGACCGGGGAUUAGCUGUAGAAUCAAAUUCGGCAAAUAGUGGGCGACGAUUGCUUUAGGUCGCCAACUUGAAAAAGGCAGCGUCAGAAAGAGUGCCUUUCGUUCGAUCUGAUGUCCGGUGUACGGACUGGGAGGCCUAGUUAUAUCCUUCCUGUCGGCCGGACCUGUUAAGAAUAUAAGUAGUCGAGUUAAUGCACAGUCGGUAAAUACCUGAAGUCAAACCCGAGUUGUAGUGAGAAUGCCCGAACGCUGAAUAUAAUUUCGACGGCAUUUAUAUACUGGAG